AUGCUGGUAACCUAUUUGGAAGCCAGCCGGGACCUUUGCGAGACGGACUCAGUUCUUUUUGGCGCCGCAGUGGCAGCUUGCCGUAUUAUUGGCGCCAAACUUCCCAUGGCUGGACGCGCUACUAAACAAAGUAACGCCAUCCCAGCCUGGAGAAAAAGAAUUGAGGACCGUAUCGCAAAGGCAAGGGCCCUUAUCGGCAGACUGAUAAGCUUCAGGUCGGGUAAUAAUAGACCGAGGGUUGUGCGCACCGUUAGAAUGGCGUUUGCUGGGACAAAUAUCAGUUUGUCCCAGCCGGAUAUCACGCAGAAACUAACGGAGCGCAUAGACGACCUGAAGCAAAAGAUUGCCGCUUGGGGGAAGCGGAUUCGCCGAUUUACCGAGAGGUCAAGGCGGUUCAACCAGAAUCGUCUCUUCCAGAGUGAUCAGAAGAGGCUCUACAAAUCAUUGGAGCGACCAGAGGUAUGUGGAGCGGGCCCAGGACCGGAUCAGGCUAACACUGUCGCAUUUUGGCGUGGCCUGUGGUCAGAGCCCGUAAACCACAGCGAGGGCCCUUGGACGGAAGUUGUGGCGAGUCAGUGUGCGAGUAUUACGCCCAUGGACCCCGUCAUCAUAACGCCGGAUGACGUAGCUGAGGCGGUCCGUAAAGCCACGAACUGGAAAAGUCCGGGACUCGACGGACUGCAUCACUACUGGCUGAAGGGGUUCAUGGUGUGUCACGCUGUGCUCGCCCGUCAGUUUCAAGAGGCUCUCAACCAGAAGUCGCUCCCAAGCCUCUUCACUACUGGGAUCACUCAUUUGGUUCCUAAAGACCAGGUUUUAUUCGUAAAUUCAAAAGAUAUUCAACAGGUGUUUUUCUAA
Molecule: messenger RNA, 858 nt
Organism: Parnassius apollo (apollo)
Lineage: Eukaryota; Metazoa; Arthropoda; Insecta; Lepidoptera; Papilionidae
Source: the annotation of a GenBank genome assembly